GACGUCAAAAGCAAAAAGUCAAAGAAAUUUUUGAGGUUAGAAAAUAAUUAUUCUCUAUCAACAAACACAAUAAUAAGUAAUUUCGAGUUUAUUAGUGAACUUGAGUUGUACAAUACAGUUUAUUAAAAUUAAAAUAUGUCUCGACUUGGUGCUUUACAUUUGACUAAACCUACAGGCGCCAAGCACACAGCGACUGUAAUAUUUUUUCAUGGAUCGGGUGAUUCAGGUGGAAAUAUUAAAGAGUGGGUAAAUAUACUGACAAGAAACUUUACAUUUCCACACAUCAAGGUGAUGUUUCCAACUGCUCCACUGCAACCUUACACUCCCAACGGAGGUGCCAUGAGCAAUGUUUGGUUCGACCGUGCUGAUAUAUCUAUCAAUGCUCCUGAAAAACUUGAAUCAAUAUCUAGAAUAGAGGUAGAGGUUAAGAAUCUCAUACUAAGUGAAAAUAAAUUAGGAAUACCUAGCAACAGAAUAAUUAUAGGUGGAUUUUCAAUGGGUGGCUCACUGUCAUUCCACACUGCCUAUAGGUGGGACAGAAAUCUUGCUGGAGCCUUUGUGUUCAGCUCUUUUCUCAAUAAUGGCUCAAUUGUGUACCAAGAGCUAAAAAAUACAUCCAGUGCCUCAUUACCACCUCUGCUGCAAUGCCACGGCGACAACGACGACGUGGUGCCGCUGGAGUGGGGCCGGGCCACGUUCAAUGAACUGAAAACACUUGGGGUUCCAAGUCAGUUUCACGUUUUGGAGAGGCUGGGACAUCAGCCCAAUAAACGAGGGCUUCAUCUCAUAAAGGAUUUUAUUGAGAAACAUCUGCCUGAUGUGUGAAUUGCAUGAUAUUGAUAUAAUAUGUAUCAUGUGAAUUAUUUUUUGUGCAACUGUACAUUCAAUGCAACGUUGUUGAUUUUGAUAUGGUUAUACCGGUUAUACUAUACCAAAUACUGAUAUUAGAUAUUAAAAAUAUUAUA
This is a messenger RNA of Leguminivora glycinivorella, 965 nucleotides long. Its product is annotated as lysophospholipase-like protein 1. Gene Ontology annotation, biological process: protein depalmitoylation. Lineage: Eukaryota; Metazoa; Arthropoda; Insecta; Lepidoptera; Tortricidae. The record is from RefSeq and is a predicted model, not a curated record. Bases 136 to 825 code for a protein of 229 amino acids. The transcript has 4 exons. Gene Ontology annotation, cellular component: cytoplasm. Gene Ontology annotation, molecular function: carboxylic ester hydrolase activity; palmitoyl-(protein) hydrolase activity.